AUGUCCGAGCCUCCUGCCAAGCGGUCCAAGACCUCCACUCCUGCCGGCGCAUCGACGCCCAUGGAGAACCCUUACCUCGCCCACCAGAACGGCAACUCGAGCGCCAACGGCUAUGCUGGCAGGGUCGAGAACCCCCUGUCGGGCAUGGUUCCCCGCAAGGUCACUGUUGAGCAGUGCAAGAACAUUAUGGACGGCGAGGUCAACCCCUUCAAGGGUCUUGUCCCCUUCUCGGACAAGUACAAGAAGAUCCUCUCGGACCGCAAGAAGCUGCCCGUCUACCAGAAGAUGGAGGAGUUCCUGAGUGUCUUUGAGGAGAACCAGAUCACUGUCAUGGAGGGUCAGACCGGUUCCGGAAAGACCACCCAGAUCCCCCAGUUUGUGUGCUACGCCGACCUGCCGCAUAUGCGCGGCAAGAUGGUGGCGUGCACCCAGCCCCGUCGUGUCGCUGCCAUGUCGGUGGCGAAGCGUGUCGCCGACGAGAUGGACGUCCAGCUCGGCAAGCAGGUCGGUUACUCUAUCCGUUUCGAGGACAUGACCGAGCAAGGCACCACCUUCCUCAAGUACAUGACCGAUGGUAUGCUCCUCCGUGAGGCCAUGAACGACCCGCUCCUCGAGCGCUACUCGACCAUCAUUCUCGACGAGGCGCACGAACGUACCCUCGCCACCGACAUUCUUAUGGGUCUCCUCAAGGACGUGGCCAAGAACCGCAAGGACCUCAAGAUCAUCGUCAUGUCGGCUACCCUUGACAUUGAGAAGUUCUCGCGCUACUUUGGCGACUGCUCCCCCACCGGUCUCGCCCCCGUCGUCCGCGUCUCGGGCCGUACCUUCCCCGUCGAGACCUUUUUCACCCAGGAGCCUGAGCAGGACUACGUUGAGGCCUCAAUCCGCACGGUCCUGUACAUUCACCAAGCCGAGGACGAGGGCGAUGUGCUGCUCUUCCUGACUGGUGAGGAGGAGAUUGAAGACGCGUGUAGAAAGAUUAGGGCAGAAGGCGAGGAGCUGGCAAAUAAGGGCAUGGCUGGCCCGUUGCUCGUUGUCCCCCUCUACUCGUCCCUCCCUCCUCACCAGCAGCAGCGCAUCUUCGACUCGGCACCACCUGCGACCAAGGACGGUCUUCCCGGCCGCAAGGUCGUCGUCUCCACCAACAUUGCCGAAACCUCACUCACCAUCGACGGCAUUGUGUACGUUGUCGACCCCGGUUUCUGCAAGCAGAAGGUGUACAACCCCCGUAUCCGUGUCGAGUCGCUGCUUGUUUCGCCAAUCUCCAAGGCGUCGGCCAUGCAGCGUGCUGGUCGUGCGGGUCGUACUCGCCCCGGCAAGUGCUUCCGCCUGUACACUGAGAAGGACUUUGUCAAGGAGCUCGAGGAGCAGACCUACCCCGAGAUCUUGAGGAGUAACCUCGCCAACACUGUCCUCGAGCUGCUCAAGCUCGGCAUCAAGGACCUUGUCCACUUUGACUACAUGGACGCUCCUGCUCCUGAGACCAUCAUGCGUGCGCUCGAGCUCCUCCACUACCUGGCCGCGCUCGAUGACGAGGGCAACCUCACUCCCCUCGGCACCAUCAUGGCCGAUAUUCCCCUCGAUCCCCAGCUCGCCAAGAUGCUCAUCACGUCGCCCGAGUUUGGUUGCUCGAACGAGAUGCUCUCGCUCGCUGCCAUGCUUUCGGUCCCCAACGUCUUCAUGCGUCCUUCCAACGCCCGCAAGGAGGCCGACCAGGCCAAGGCCCAGUUCACCCACCCCGAUGGUGACCACCUUACCAUGCUCAACGUUUACCACGCGUACAAGAGCAACGAGAACGACGCCAAGAACUGGUGCUGGCAAAACUUCCUCAACCACCGUUCGCUCCUCCAGGCCGACAACGUUCGCACACAGCUCAAGCGCAGCAUGGAGAAGUUUGACCUCGAGCUCGUCUCCACUGCGUUCGAGGACAAGAACUACUGGAACAACAUUCGCCAGGCGCUCGCGUGCGGCUUCUUCAUGCAGGUCGCGCACAAGGAGGGUGAGAAGGGCUCGUACUCGACCAUCAAGGACAACCAGGUCGUCCGCCUCCACCUGUCCUGCGGCUUGGACCACACCCCCGAGUGGGUCCUGUACAACGAGUUUGUCCUCACCACGGCCAACUUUAUCCGUACCGUCACCGAGGUCCGCCCCGAGUGGCUGCUCGAGUAUGCCCCGCAGUACUUUGACCCCGAGUCGUUCCCCGAAAACUCGGAGAUCCGCCGCGCGCUCCAGCGCGUCAUUCUCAAGAAGUCGGGCAAGUCGAGCUCGUCGGGCGACAAGGACAAGAAGAAGAAGCGCAAGGAGCGCCACUAG
This is a messenger RNA of Apiotrichum porosum, 2313 nucleotides long. RefSeq names its product DEAH-box ATP-dependent RNA helicase prp43 (gene PRP43). NCBI's taxonomy places the organism in Eukaryota, Fungi, Basidiomycota, Tremellomycetes, Trichosporonales, Trichosporonaceae. Gene Ontology annotation, cellular component: spliceosomal complex; intracellular anatomical structure. The record is from RefSeq and is a predicted model, not a curated record. The coding region runs from base 1 to 2313 and encodes 770 amino acids. Gene Ontology annotation, molecular function: ATP binding; RNA binding. The transcript is spliced from 2 exons.